Molecule: messenger RNA, 752 nt
Organism: Rhizophagus irregularis DAOM 181602=DAOM 197198
Lineage: Eukaryota; Fungi; Glomeromycota; Glomeromycetes; Glomerales; Glomeraceae
Source: RefSeq, a predicted model, not a curated record
AAAUUAUACAUUCUGUGGAAAAUCUCGGAAGGACUUAAUUCCAUUCAUAAUAAAAAUUUUAUACAUGGAGAUUUUCAUAGCAGAAAUAUAUUAUCAUCACCAUAUCAAUCAUGGUUAAUUUCUGAUUUAGGGUUAUCACAACAUGUAGAAAAAGAUGAUGAUACUACAAUUAAUGAGGUAUAUGGAAUAAUACCUUAUAUAGCACCAGAAAUAUUUAAAGGUGCUAGAUUUUCAAAAGCUUCUGAUGUAUACAGUAUGGGCAUGAUUAUGUGGGAACUUACAACAGGUUGUAGACCUUUUACCAAUGUUAAACAUGAUCAUGAACUUAUUUAUAAUAUUAUUGAUGGAAAACGGCCUGAAAUUACAAAUGAUACUCCUGAAUGCUAUUGUGAUUUAAUGAAUAGAUGUUGGGAUUCCAACCCUUCAAAAAGACCUUCUAUAACUGUGAUUACAGAAACUGCUUAUAAUUGGUAUGUUAAAAAUAAAUAUUCAAAACAAAUUCAACAAGCUGAAGAAAUAAGAAUAGAGUUAAUAAAAUCAAAAAAGCUUGGCCCUGAAUUUGUUAAAUCUCAUUCCAAAACAACCAUUACAAGUAAAUCUUUGGAUUCUUUUAUUUCAAAACCUUCAAAUUUAUCUUCAAUUUCAUUCAAUAUAAAACAUGAAUACAUAUCAUCAGAAUUUGAAUUAGAUAUUAAUAUUCAAAGUUUAUCAUUACAAAAUAAGAAUUCUAAUAUUUUAAGUAAAUCAAUUCC